Molecule: messenger RNA, 4413 nt
Organism: Caretta caretta (loggerhead turtle)
Lineage: Eukaryota; Metazoa; Chordata; Testudines; Cheloniidae
Gene: GGACT
Product: gamma-glutamylamine cyclotransferase
Cellular component (GO): cytosol
Molecular function (GO): gamma-glutamylaminecyclotransferase activity
Source: RefSeq, a predicted model, not a curated record
UGGCCCAGCUCGCAGCUCCACGCGCACUCUCUGGAAGGGAGGAAGUAGGGGGCGUUUCCACGGCAACGCCCUCUCUCCUGGCUCCGCCCCCUACCUGUGCCGCCGCCUGGCUCCUCCCUCCGCUGCCUUAGGGGUGGGGCCAGAGCUCGCCCAGACCCCGCCCUUGAGAGUUGAGCUAAGCCGGACCCAGAAGCGGCCCAGGGAAUUGGGCACCAGCCGGGCGGAGGGACGCUCCGCCCAGGGGAGAAGCUUCGCGGGCAGCCAGGCCGGCGGGUAGAAUGGCUCGUGUUUUUGUGUAUGGAACCCUUAAAAAAGGCCAGCCCAAUUACCAGCACAUGUUAAAUGGUACCCAUGGGAUAGCAAAAUUCCAAGGCAGGGGGCGCACCGUGGAGAAAUACCCUUUGGUGAUUGCAGGAAAAUAUAACAUUCCUUUUUUGCUGAACAUCCCAGGAACGGGACACCAUGUUACUGGAGAGAUUUAUUCCGUUGAUGACCAGAUGCUGCAAUUCCUUGAUGAAUUCGAAGGUUGCCCAGACAUGUAUCAACGUACUCCAGUGAGGCUUGAAGUAGUCGAGUGGGAAGAUAAAAGCAGUGCACCUGAAGAGAGGCCAGCUGUUAACAGCAUUAUGGAAUGCUUUGUGUACAGCACAACCACCUACCAGCCAGCGUGGAUAAAUCUCCCGUACUAUGACAAUUAUGAUUCCUUAGGGAAUCAUGGUCUUCAUUAUGUGCUACGUGAAAGUAGAGAUUAAAAAUGGAAGGUAACACAAUGUAUUAAGAAAAUGCACUAAGCACAUGUUGAUCACAAACCUCUCUCAAGUAAAUCUAGAAUACGUUUACUGAAGCACCCAAGACCUUCUGUAACCUUUCCAACCACAAAAUCAUUGAUUCUAACAUCAUUACCAUAGAGAUAGACUCUGAUGCCAAGUCUGGCAAAAUUUUACUUAUUCCCUCAGACAAGAUGAAUAAUAGUAUUUUACUCACCAAUCAGAAACAUUGUGUUUGGGUUUUUUCUUUCUUUUGUAAAAUCAAGGUAAAAGGGCAGCUGAGUUGAAGGGGUCUUCACGCUACCUGGUAACGUUUUAUAUCAGUUUUGUAAAACUCUAGUGCUACUGCAACAGCAGCUAAUGAAAUGUGGCUGAUUUCAGUAUAUUGAAAAACCAGCUCAGGUCACUUCACGACAAUCCUCGGUCAGUAAAUGGCUCAAAAGAAAACAAUUACAGCUAUGGAAAAUGCUGUAAGGAAAAAAAAGUGAUAGAAAAGGUAGUAAAGAGAAUUAGAAAAGCCUGAAAAUAGAAUGAACUUCUCACGGGGUGGUGUAACAAACUGUUCUAAAUUUUGUCUAUUAAAGCUAACUUGAUUGUAAUAAUUGUUUGUAAGAUCUACUGGGUUUAUAAAACGUAUUAGGAUAAAAUCUUGGGAAUGUACAGGAGUUAAAUUUAAAAUCAUGUUUUUAUUUUGUCCCACUAGACCAUACCAGCACUUUUGGUGCCAUUACGGUCUACUGAGUAAAUGUGUGCUCAGGGACUUUUUAAAAGCUGAUUUUAGCUGCCCAAUACAUUAUAGCAGAUACGACUGUUUUAGCAAAGUACUUACUGAUAUAAUAGCUCGUAAGUCUCUAGGAAAUCUUUAAUGCAAAAAUGACAAAUACAUAAAAACUGAACUGAGUUUUUGUAAGCAAAAACCUUUUAAUUAAUUUUGUUUUUUAAAACACCCAAGGCCCUAGUAACAUGGAAAAACUUUACAGGGUACUUUUAAACAUGCCACUAAGAUAGAUAGAGCUUUUAUUUCAGGCUGCCUGACACACUGAGUCCCAGUUAAGUUUUCUUCACAACUGUAAGGGCUAAACACAUUUUUACUGAAACUUGGAAGAAUCUCACAUGGUUUCUUGCUAAAUAUCUCAAGCAGACAGUUUUAUCACACACUGCUCUAAAACUAGGACAUUGGAAUGGAUACACUGUUGAAUAUUGAAUUAAGUAUAGUGAUACUUGACAAAGUAAAGUGGUCUGAAUAUAGGACAGGGAGGGGGCAUGUCUAUACUACAAUCUUAAGUUGAUCUACGUUCAUAAUUACUGUGGUGGCUUAUGUCCACACUACUCUCUUUCUUACCCGGAGCACGUCCAUCAAUUGAAGAGGGGCAGUGACCCAGGGCUCUCAGCUCCCCAGUGGGAGCAGUGGGGAAGCCACCUGUGGCUUCUCACCUCUGGUGGGGGGAUCCACACCCAGAGUCCAGUCAGAGGCAUGCUCUUGGCAGGGAACUGAGAGUUGGGGGGCAGAAGCCAGGCUUUCUUGUCAAUUUCACGGCUCUGCUGACAGGAUAGGGAACAGCCAACGUAAGUAACAGUGUCAGCAUUGACACUGCAUCACCCUAACUACACUGACAUAAGCCCUAUGCCUCUGGUGGAGGUGCAGUUGGAGUUAUGUGAGUGUAGUAGGUACCCCAUUGGCCAGAGCAAGACUGUAGUGUAGACACUGACAUAAGCUGCCGUAUGUUGACCUAACUAGAGCAUAGGUUAGGGCUUAGUCAGGAUAGGAUUCAGGCCUGUCCUAAUUACUCUUUCUGUGGCCUUAGACAAAUAGCUAAGGGCUUGAGGUAGAAGGAACUCAGAAAUCAAGGUCCUACUCUCUACCACCUGGAGUAUCUCACCAUGUGAGACUGGAAAUCGCCCAGUAGCAAGGCUCUAACUUCACUUUCACCCUGAAAUGAAAAAAACCUCUUGGAUCAAACACUUCAAGCAAAGUGAGCCUUUGGGGAAAAUUUCUAACUGAAAAUGAAAGUCAAUGGGAUUUAGGUAUCUAAGUCACUUAAAUAAUUUUGAAAAUUUUACCCUUCAUCUCCAUUAUGGAGGGGCCCCUGGCGUGCUAGAUAGGAGGAUGAGAUCUUUCUAGUAAUUGUAAUGGUUAACUACUGUAGCUACUAGGAGAGAAAUUAGUGGCAUUCCUACCCAAAACAAACUACUACUAAUCCCCUCCUAGGGGCUCACUCUUGGGUAACAGUACAAUCCAGAGUAGGGCUGAUGACAGAAUUUGGCUUAGGGGAUAAACACUUAGACUGAGAAUGCAGCAACCAGGUUUGUGGGAGCUGUAGGCAUAGGGUUUAAUGCAUUCUUGUAACUGUGGAUGGGGUGGGGUGGAAAGAAACCUCUGCAAAACUACCUAAAGUGAGGAUUCUGCUCCAUGGCAGGUAGUCUUUAAAUGCAGGACCUGUUUACUUUCAGGGUAAUCUCUGCCAUUCAAGAGAGCAGGGAUGCUGCUAGUAAAAGGUUAGUAACCACUAUCUACAGCUGUAUGUUAGGAUGCUGGAGAAAUUAAUUUUAGUCUGGAAUGAAGUUUGAUCUUUGUUUAUACUCUGAUGAUUCAAAGAAGUUUCAGAUUUUGUACAACUUUCUUUGCUUCUGGUUAUUUGAGUAAAGUAAUGCAAUUCUUAUGCUCUGCUUAAAGGUGUUCUUGUAAAGCUCCAGUUUAAGUUACCAGUUUGGUAACAACUUUCAGUAAACACUUUCUCACGCUUCCUUUUGCCUGCAGUAGACAGUAAUCACAAAUCUAGAACUAAUGCUCUUUUCUUUUAAAACAAAUUAUUCUGCAUAAAAUUACCACCUCAGCUGGCCUGAGGCUCUAGAAGUAAUGUGAAGGUUUUCACCAGGAAUCACAGUUCUUUCAGCUUUGUAAGGACCACAGUGGAUUACUGGAGACCUGCAUACAUUCAUUUUUACCAGUUAGGAAUAUAGAAUUGCUUCUCUUCUUUUAUAGCAUCAACCAACGAUGGACUAUGUUUAGAGCAUCUGCUGCAUAUUUUUUUUUGUCUUGGUGGUAGUAAACUUGUUCCACAUUUUCAAAAUUCUUUCAGGUACAAUGCAUCUGAACAGAAAUCAAGCACUUAGUAGUUUUUGUUUAGGGGAAAUUGUUUAAUUACUUUUAUCAACUAUUCUGUACAGUGGGGCUCAUGCACAUUUGAAAUUGCAGAUAUUACAGUGGCGGACAUUGAAUAUUAUCUGCUUUAAAAUACAUUCAAAGAGGCUUUAUUUAAGCAGAAAUGUUCAAUUUUUAUUGAUUUAUAUUUGAUACUGAAGAUCAUGAGAAUUACAAAUCAUAUAUGUACAAUUAUUUAUAGAAAUAAAAGUCUGACAUCCAUUGGUGGUCUUAAUAUCUGUCUACUGAAUAGAGAACUUCACACUCAUAAAUACAACUGUGUAAAAUCUGCUCCAUAGGAAUGUCUGUUUUACACUUUUCUCUGUAUUAAUACUUUCAUUGUACAUGGAUAGAAAUAGAGAGUUAAUUGAUGAUAUGAAGGAAGCAUUUUUCAUUCCAGUUCUACGAGCAGAUCUCCUUCCCCAACAGUCUCACCAGCUUUACAGUGCACAGCUUUCACCUACAGUGUGAAGGUGAAAAUAAACAUGAAAUCUUCCCUGAAAA